AGGAAAGUAACCCCACACAUACACACACUCAAACCUUAGACAAAAGAAGAAGAGAAGAUUUGUAUGUAAGGAUGCCUGUACAAGCCCCACAAUGGACAGAGUUUCUGCUGUGUCCCAUCUGCACCCAAACCUUCGAGGAGACCAUCCGCAAGCCCAUCAGCUUGGGCUGCGGCCACACCGUCUGCAAGAUGUGUCUGAACAAGCUGCACCGCAAGGCCUGCCCCUUCGACCAGACCGCCAUCAACACCGACAUCGAGCAGCUGCCCGUCAACUCGGCCCUGCUGCAGCUGGUGGGAGGACAGGUGCCCAAGCAGCAGCCGGUGGCCCUGCUGACCUGCGCUGAGGACGUUGAGCACUAUGAGGAGUCUUGCAUGAGCGUGGAGGAGCUGGCGCUCUACCUCAAACCGCUCAGCAGCACGCGAGGUGUGGGGGGUCUGAACAGCACCGCACAGAGCAUGCUCAGUCGGCCCAUGCAGAGGAAGCUGGUUACGCUGGUGCACUGUCAGCUGGUGGAGGAGGAGGGGCGUAUCCGCGCGAUGCGGGCGGCCCGCUCUCUGGGGGAGCGCACUGUGACCGAGCUCAUCCUGCAGCACCAGAACCCCCAGCAGCUCUCCUCCAACCUGUGGGCUGCCGUGCGCGCCCGCGGCUGCCAGUUCCUCGGCCCAGCUAUGCAGGAGGAAGCCCUGAAGCUGGUUCUGCUUGCACUGGAGGACGGCUCCGCCCUGUCCCGGAAGGUUCUGGUUCUGUUUGUGGUGCAGAGGCUGGAGCCUCGCUUUCCACAGGCCUCAAAGACCAGCAUUGGACACGUGGUGCAGCUCCUGUACCGGGCCUCCUGCUUCAAGGUGACGAAGAGGGACGAGGACUCGUCCCUGAUGCAGCUGAAGGAGGAGUUCCGCACCUACGAGGCGCUGCGGCGGGAACACGACUCGCAGAUCGUGCAGAUCGCCAUGGAGGGGGGCCUGCGCAUCGCCCCGGACCAGUGGUCCUCCCUGCUGUACGGAGACCAGUCCCACAAGUCCCACAUGCAGUCCAUCAUCGACAAGUUGCAGACGCCAGCAUCAUUUGCUCAGAGUGUUCAGGAGUUGACCAUCGCGCUUCAGAGGACCGGAGACCCCGCUAACCUCAACCGACUCCGCCCGCACCUCGAGCUGCUGGCGAACAUCGACCCCAGUCCAGACGCGCCGCCCCCGACGUGGGACCAGCUAGAGAAGGGCCUGGUGGCGGUGAAAACGGUGGUGCACGGCCUGGUGGACUUCAUCCAGAACCACAGCAAGAAGGGCGCCGACCAGCAGCAGCCUCCACAGCACAGCAAGUAUAAGACCUACAUGUGCCGGGACAUGAAGCAGAAAGGGGGGUGUCCGCGGGGCGCCAGCUGCACCUUCGCCCACUCUCAGGAGGAGCUGGAGAAGUACCGCAAGAUGAACAAGCGCCUGGCCGCCCGCCGCCCCCUCAGCCAGUCGCUCACCCAGCUGAACGAGGAGGGCGUGCCCUGCUCGCCGGGGCUGCUGCCCGAGGACGCCGUCGCCCUGGAGGGCCUCGCCCGCAAGCCCAACGGCAUCGCGGUGGCAGGGCCUGGCUCCGCCCUCACGCCGCUGAUCUCACGAGGCACGGACUCCGCCUACGACACGGCCCGCAAGCCCAUUAAGAUGGAGACAGUGAGCCCGAACGGACCAGGAUCGCCUCCCGACCCUCUGGAUCCUGUUUCCAAAACUGCGAUGCCUCUGAACCCCCACAUGGUGUCCCACCCCAGGAUAGCAGGGGAUCACCUUCCCACAGCUAAACAGAUGCCCCUGGUUAAUAGGGGCCCACAGAUGUACCCACAGCAACAGCCCGAAAUGUUCUACCCUGAACCCCGGCCAGCAGCAUCAGCGUCCCAAUACCCAGCAGGUAACCCUUACAGCUACCAUCCUCCCCAGUACGUACCGCAGCGAUACGUCCGCAACGCGCCCCCACCGAAUGAGCCAGGCAUGCCCCCCUACCAGGACCCGUACCCUGGCUACGUCCCGGAACGCCCGUACACCGGCCCCCAGUUCUCCCCCGCAGCGCAGCACGUGUACCCCUCUCAUUACGACGGCCGGCGCCACGCCCCCUACGGCACUCCGCCCCCUCCCCAGCCCUUUCCCCCUCGGGACGAGCUGGUCCGGAUGAGCCCCGUGCCCGUGGACGUCCCCCCUCCGCCCCCGCCGCCAGUGGCAGGAUCCCCGUACCACCCCGAAUCGUCCCGGGACAGAUACGCCCCCGAGGGCUACUGCCCCGUCACACCGCACCACGGGCAGCGAUCCUACAUCAGAGACCUGUACAGUCGCUCCCAGCCCAGUCUGGACUACCUGCACCGCAGGCGCAAGGAGAUAAUGGCCCAGCUGGAGGAGCGGAAGGUGAUCUCCCCCCCGCCCUUCGCCCCCUCUCCCACACUGCCCCGCACCUUCCCGGCAGAGUACCCCCAGGAGCAGUACAUGGAGGAUAACUUGAAGGCCUUUGAGAAGUGUCGUGAGCCGGACUACGCUGGUCAGUACUCCCCGUGGUCAUGUGACACCAUUGGCUCUUACAUGGUCACCAAGGAUGUGAAACCCAAAGAUGUCAUGGCAACGGGUGCCAUGGAGAUGAAUGUAGAUGGGAAAAGCCUGCGGGAACCCCGGUUGGACACACCCCGCCGAUCCGCAGAGGCGAAAGACGAUGACCCCAUCAUCCCUUUCGGCUCGCUGCCGACGGUGUCCCGCUUCGGGGCCAUUUCCCGCACUUCCAAAACCGGCUACCAGCCCGCCUGCCCCAUACAGGCCAUGGCCCCCACCCAGGGGUCCGGCACCAAACACAUGGCUGUGCCAGCAGAGUACACCUACGGAAACCAUGCAGGCUGGAGUGGGGGCUCGUACCCUCCGCAUCAGACCACGCCCUCUCAGGGACACUUCAGCGAGCGAUUGCCCAUGCCUGCCCCAGACAGGGAGCAGCUGAAGAUGGAGCUGCAGCAGGUCAACCAGCAGAUCAACCAGCACACUCAGAUCCACAGCAUGGAGGCUGCUAGCAAUACCCUGCUGCGGCACAGAGACCCCGGUGGGCUGGCUGGCCCGUCCGGCCCCAAAUGGCCAGCAGGGGGCGUCUCCAGUGAGCAGCUGAGCCUGGAGUUGCACCAUGUGGAGAGAGAGAUUGGCAAGAGGACCCGGGAGAUCGCUAUGGAGAGUCAGGUGCAACACGAGAUCCAGUACAAGCUGAAUGUGACAGAGAAUGGUCAGUCGGACCACGCGGUCCAGCUGAAAGCGACAGAGAACGGGCAGUCUGACCACACGGUCCAGCUGGAUGACCUGACUCUGGCACUGAGUGGGUCGUCUAAUGGUUCCAGCAGUAGUCUGGUUCAGGAUGGCAGCAUGCUGUCUUUGACCAGUAAGGCCUCCUCUCUCAGCCUGUCAUCCGAUUCGCCACCGAGCAGCUCAGACCUGCAGAAGAACGGUGUGGUCCACUCCUGCUCUUAGACCCCCCACUUCCAUUUCUGAUGCUGUGAUACAGUGGGUCACCACAGCCAAUGAGAUACACAUAGAAGGGCAGAGGAAUCAAGUGACUCCGCCCUCCCCUGCUGUGUAGGUCUGGGUGGGUGGAGUCACUUUCUCUAUAUGCUCCUCCCACUUGAAAACUGAAAUUUGUCCUUAAUUAAAUUAUAAUCCUGAGGUGGGGAGGAGGAAGACC
Messenger RNA from Megalops cyprinoides (Indo-Pacific tarpon), 3675 nucleotides. RefSeq names its product roquin-1-like. The transcript is spliced from 19 exons. The record is from RefSeq and is a predicted model, not a curated record. Gene Ontology annotation, molecular function: metal ion binding. Lineage: Eukaryota; Metazoa; Chordata; Actinopteri; Elopiformes; Megalopidae. Bases 72 to 3464 code for a protein of 1130 amino acids.